AUGUCUAAGAACUCAGUCAAAAGAGUGGUGAACGCAAUUCAAAAAUUUUAUCCAAUUUCAUUAGCAGACAAAUCAUGGGACAACACAGGAUUACUUGUUGAUUCCUCAUAUGAAGAACCAGAAUCAUCAACAACCCAACAAUUAAAAAUAUUAUUAACAAUAGAUUUAACUCAAUCAGUUGCUCAAGAAGCUAUAAAUAAACAAUGUAAAUUUAUAAUGUCAUAUCAUCCUUUUAUAUUUAGAGGUUUAAAAUCAAUAACUCAACAAGAUCCUCAGCAACGUUCACUUAUAAAAUUAAUUCAAAAUAAUAUUAGUGUCUAUUGUCCACAUACCGCGGUAGAUAGUGCAAAUGGUGGAGUAAAUGAUUACUUAGUUAAGAUUGUCACCGACAGCGAAAACUCAAAUAGUAGUAAACCUAUUGAACCAGAUUCAAAUGAUCCAAAAUGCGGUAUGGGUAGAAUAGUAGAGUUGCAAGAGCCUAGGUCAAUUACUAAAAUUAUAGGGAAUGUGAAAAAAGGAUUAGACUUGAGGCAUUUACAAGUUGCUAUCUCAAAUGAAGGUACAGAAAAACCGAUCAAAACUGUUGCCAUAUGUGCUGGAUCAGGAAGUGGAGUAUUCAAAGGUGUGGAAGCAGAUUUAUUUUUAACUGGAGAAUUAUCACAUCAUGAAGCUUUGUAUUUAAAAGAGAGUGGUAGUCAUGUUAUCUGUUGUAAUCAUUCAAAUACUGAACGAGGAUUUUUGAAAGUAAUACAAAAACAACUAGCUGAUGAAUUAGAUCUAAGUGAAGAAAAUAUCAUAAUAAGUGAAAGCGAUAAAGAUCCUUUUGAAACUUGGUGA
This is a messenger RNA of Lodderomyces jiufengensis, 837 nucleotides long. It is a transcript of the gene NIF3, whose product is annotated as Nif3p. NCBI's taxonomy places the organism in Eukaryota, Fungi, Ascomycota, Pichiomycetes, Serinales, Debaryomycetaceae. The coding region runs from base 1 to 837 and encodes 278 amino acids. The record is from RefSeq and is a predicted model, not a curated record. Gene Ontology annotation, cellular component: cytoplasm; mitochondrion. The transcript has 2 exons.